GAAGCGAUGUUAAAGACGACACGAGAGUGCAGAACCUAACCCUAACCUGUCGUUAUAUUGUUAGUAAACAAAUAUGAAAUGUUCGUGACAGCCGCGCCAAAAAAUGAAGAGAGUCAAAGUCGUGCCGGACAGACCGAAUCGUUUGUUCGAGACCUGGUUAGAAGAAUGGGAAAACGAAGCGGCGCGUCGAAAGUCCGAAUUGCGCUAUCAUUUUGCCAAGGCUCUCAGUUCGCUGAGAAAAUAUCCGCUGCCGUUGGAAUCGGGUAGAGAAUGUAUAAUUCUGCAACACUUCGGUACAAAAUUGUGCUCGAUGCUGGACAAAAAGUUGGAAGAGUAUAAGAAACAAUCCUCUAAGGUGGUCGUUACUUCUGGAUCCAGCGCUAACGAAGACUAUACAUCGACUUUGAUACAAAAACAGGUGGACGAAAACAGGAUUGUUGAAGAGAAAACAACAUUAGCCAAGCAAGCAAGAACUGCUAAAAAGAAUGCAUCUAAACAAUUAGUAAACAACACCAAUCAAAUUGCAACACAGAAUGAUAGAGUUGAAAUUGUGUUAGAACCUGGCACUUUUGAUAUUAUAUUACUGGUGGACACUCAGGAAACUUGUGGUGGGAAAACAAAGCCUCAACAUGAUAAAACACUUGCAGAAUUGGAAAAAUUUGAUUUGCUAUUCGAAGUGCGUCGUUUAAAAGUUGGUGAUUUUGGUUGGAUCGCCAAAUGUAGAAAAACCAGCUACGAACUGGUUCUGCCUUACAUAGUGGAAAGAAAACGAAUGGACGAUUUGAGUGCGAGCAUUAUAGAUGGGAGAUUUCACGAACAAAAGUUUCGUUUGAAGCAAUCUGGUAUUCAACAUCUCAUGUAUAUAGUAGAGAAUACGGAUAAAAACACUAGAUUUUCUAUACCACUCUCGUCGUUGUUACAAGCUUCUGUCAAUUGUCUGAUUCAAGAUGGUUUCACCGUAAAGCAUACAAAAAGCCACAAAGAUUCUAUGUUAUAUCUAUCGUAUGUAACAAAGACUAUAAUUAAAAGCUUCAAGAACAAAAGAUUAGUCGGAUGCAAGAAGGACGAAAAUCCUUCUCAAAUUAUUUCUUUUACCACAAUACCUCUCAUGGAGUUCAAGGAAUUUAACAAGGCGUCUUCCAAACAGAGAACAUUCAAAGUGAGCGAAAUGUUCAUUCGUCAAUUAGUACAACUGAAAGGCAUGUCCGUGGACAAAGCCAUGGCGAUUGUAGAACGUUAUGCCACACCGCGGAAUCUGGUUACAGCUUUAAAAAAUAAUGGCAGGAACGGAGAGCAAUUACUGGCCAACAUUCAGUUCGGUGAUAAGAAGCGACAGCUCGGACCCACUAUCAGCAAAACCGUUUAUCAGUUUUACACAAUGAUGAAUCUCAGUUAAAAUAAA
Messenger RNA from Pseudomyrmex gracilis, 1402 nucleotides. It is a transcript of the gene mus81, whose product is annotated as crossover junction endonuclease MUS81. The record is from RefSeq and is a predicted model, not a curated record. Gene Ontology annotation, biological process: mitotic intra-S DNA damage checkpoint signaling; DNA catabolic process; double-strand break repair via break-induced replication. The transcript has 5 exons. Gene Ontology annotation, molecular function: 3'-flap endonuclease activity; DNA binding; crossover junction DNA endonuclease activity. Gene Ontology annotation, cellular component: nucleus; Holliday junction resolvase complex. Bases 104 to 1396 code for a protein of 430 amino acids. Lineage: Eukaryota; Metazoa; Arthropoda; Insecta; Hymenoptera; Formicidae.